UUUCUUUGCUCUGAAGUAAUUAAUAAUCGAAUCGAAGAUGGUGAACGCCACUGUUGCCCGCAAUAUCGUCGGCAUUAUCGGUAAUGUCAUCUCCUUCGGCCUCUUUUUCUCCCCGCUACCAACAUUUUGGAAAAUCAUUAAGAGGAAAACUGUGGAAGAGUUCAAGCCAGAUCCUUACAUUGCAACGGUUCUAAACUGUAUGUUCUGGAUCUUCUAUGGAAUGCCUUUUGUUCAUCCUGACAGUGUUUUGGUCGUCACCAUUAACGGUAUUGGCCUUGUUAUUGAACUUGCAUAUUUGGCCAUCUUCGUCUUCUUUGCUGAUAACAAAGGACGAAAGAAAGUGGGUGUUUGUCUUCUGAUCGAAGGCAUAUUCGUGGCUAUCAUUGUUGUCAUAACCAUGUUAGUUUUGCACGGAACCAAAAAUAGAUCACUAAUGGUUGGAAUAAUUUGUGACAUCUUCAACAUCAUGAUGUAUGUUUCUCCCCUAACCAUCAUGAAAAAGGUGAUAACGACAAAGAGUGUCAAGUAUAUGCCAUUUACUCUCUCAUUAGCCAACUUUCUCAAUGGUUGCAUUUGGACAGCUUAUGCCCUUGUCAAAUUUGAUAUCUAUAUGUUGAUAAGCAAUGGUGUUGGGGCAGUCUCAGGUUUUCUCCAACUUAUUCUAUACGCAUAUUACUCGGUGUGGGGUUCAAAAGAUGAAGAAAACACAGAUAAAGAACCUAAUAGGAUUCAACUCUCUACCAUGCGAGGACGAUGUGAAGUCUAAAGAUUCAAAUGUCAUUUUUAUAUAUUUCUUUUAAUAGGGAAAACAUUA
Molecule: messenger RNA, 814 nt
Organism: Momordica charantia (bitter melon)
Lineage: Eukaryota; Viridiplantae; Streptophyta; Magnoliopsida; Cucurbitales; Cucurbitaceae
Product: bidirectional sugar transporter SWEET4-like
Biological process (GO): carbohydrate transport
Cellular component (GO): membrane
Molecular function (GO): sugar transmembrane transporter activity
Source: RefSeq, a predicted model, not a curated record